Molecule: messenger RNA, 1055 nt
Organism: Leptosomus discolor (cuckoo roller)
Lineage: Eukaryota; Metazoa; Chordata; Aves; Leptosomiformes; Leptosomidae
Source: RefSeq, a predicted model, not a curated record
GCAUCAAGCGUGAGACCCCGAAGUGCGGGCUGCUGAAAUGCCGCGAGGAGCCCCCCAAGCUGCUGGGGAACAAAUUUCAGGAGCGCUACUUGGUCAUCCGGGACCGGAGGCUGCUGCUGCUCAAGGAGAAGAGGAGUGCCAAGCCGGAGCGCGAGUGGCCCCUGGAUGCAGCCAAGGUUUACAUGGGCAUUAGGAAGAAGCUGAAGCCACCAGCCCAGUGGGGUUUCACACUGACCCUGGACAAGCAGCAGCUGUACCUGGUGUGCUCGGGGCAGGCUGAGCUGUGGGACUGGACCACCAGCAUCCUUAAGGCUCAGCACGAUGACCUGCACCCUGUGAUCAUGCGCCGGCGCUCCUCCUCCGACCUCGCCAAGCAGAAGUUCGGCACCAUGCCGCUGGUGCCCCUGCACGGGGACAGCACCGACGCCACCAUGCUCUCCGCCAACCAGACCCUGCGCCGCCUGCACACACGAAGGACUUUGUCCAUGUUCUUUCCCAUGAAGAUGCACCAGGACUCCCUGGAAGAGCAGCAGGAGAAGGAGGUGGACACUGAUCCUGUCUACGAGGAGGUGGGCAACUUCCCCGAACUGGCCACGCUGAAGCUGGAGCAGGGGUUGCUGGCAGACUUGUCAGCCGUACCCUCCGUGGACAGGUCCAAGAAGUCAGCCCCAUUCCCCGAGCAGCCUCUGACCGCAGCACUGCGCUCCUCGCUGCCUGCCAGCCCAGCCCAGAGGGUGGCAGGUCCUUCUGUCACCAAAGCCCUGUCCCUCGAAAGGGGCUUGAACCUGGAGAGCGACAAAGCUCCAGCCCAGGGGCUCAGACCCACCAAAACAGCCUCUCUGGAGAGGAACAUGGAGCCUUCCCUGGCACUGGGCUGGGAGCAGACAGCUACACAGGGGAGCAGUCCCAGUGCAGAGACUUCCCUGGAGAUCUCCAGGAAGAGGAACAUGCAGCCUCCCUCACCCAUCAAUGACAAACUCAUCCAGGAGCUCAGCAGCAUCAUCCUCAGGAAGAACGAGGGCCAGCCAUCGGGGCCGGGCCAGCCAGUGACGUGA